CGGCUCAGCACCAAACCACAAAAUGGCCCCCACAAAAGGCGACCACAAAGAGCCAGCCGCUGCCAGGCCGGCUCCAGCAUUCACCUCCAGCUUGCAGGCUGAAGAGGCCGACUUUCCACGAGGCGGGGGAUCCGGCUUGACCGCCUUCGAGUUCAAGCAGGUCAGAGAAGAGGGCAGGAAGGAAGCCGAAGAAGAAGCAAAGGCGCAGGCUUCCAAAGGUGAGAAGCGAAAGAGGCAGGUCAGCGAGCGACAGACCAAGCGACUGAAGAAGAACGAGGACGCCAAGAAGCGUGAGGAGAGGGACAAGGAAGGAAUCCGUGUCGAGUUGCUCAACUACAAGCGACUGGCGACUGGCACCCGUGUGCUUGCUCGUGUCCACACCAUCCUCCCCCUCCAUCUCAUCUUGUCUCUCCCCAACAACCUUCUCGCCCACGUCCCGAUAACUGAAGUUUCCAACACCCUCACCCAGCUGUUGCGCGCCGAAGAAGAUGCUGCUAUGGAGGACGAAGAGGAAGACGAGUCUGAUGACGAAUCAUCGGCCCCAGACCUGGCUCAGCUCUUUGUCCCCGGUCAAUAUGUCCCUGCCAAAGUAUUGACUCUGUACCCCACCGCCAGUCAAUCGUUCGUUUCACAGUAUCCCGUCACCGAGACUACUCGGCUGGCUGCCCGAGUGGAGCUCACUCUCAUACCCGAAAAGGUCAACUCUGAAGUUGCCAAGAAGGAUCUUGAGAAGGGCUAUCUCUUGACUGGCGAAGUCAAGUCUGAGGAAGACAAGGGAUGGACUGUCGCUAUUGGACUCAACACUGAAGACGGGGGGUCAUCCGUCGAAGGCUUUGUCUCUAAAGACGAUGCCAAGAAAUUCAACAAGACGUUGAUCCCGGGGCAACUUGUCCCUUCCACCAUCUCUUCCAUUGCAGCGGGCGGUCGUCUUGUGCAACUCACUCUCGACCCCACGGAACUGGUCCGCUCGCAAGUCAGCGAAGUCUCUACUGUGGGAUCCUUGGUCCCCGGCCAUCUCGUUACAGCCUUGAUCACCGCUGUUGUUCCCAGUGGCUUGAACGUCAAGGUCGCUGGUUUCUUCGAUGGUACCCUUGACGUUGCCCACCUUCCUCUCGGUGAAGACGAUGUAGAGGAGAAAUACAAGAUUGGCAAAAAGAUCCGAGCCCGAAUUAUCUACGACAACCUCUCCGCCGACCCUCGAUCGUUCUCUCUCUCUGCUCUUCCCCACGUCGUCGACCUCACAAGCCCUACCCAAGAAGGUGACUCGACUCCUCUCGAACUCGCCAUCCCUACCGGCAAAAUCUACCAGAGCACCAAGGUCACCCGAGUGUUGAACGACUGGGGUGUGAUGGUCAGGACCCAGGACGGCUUGGAAGGUUUCGUCCACAUCAGUCAUCUGGCCGACGAGCGUAUCCCCGUCUUGUCCAAGGCUGUUCCUCAAUUCAAGCCUGGUACUCUUCACCGCGCUCGAGUCAUCGGCCACUCUCCCUUGGACGGUGUUUUGCUCUUGUCUUUCGAGCAAUCUGUCCUGUCCCAGACUUUCAUGCAGGUCACCGAGCUCAAGAUUGGCCAGCAGCUGAAAGGUGUCAUCCGAAAGUUGACCGACACCAUGUUGUUUGUCAACAUCCACGGCAACGUCGAUGGUAUCGUGCAGCCCAACCACUAUGCCGAUAUCAAGCUCAAGCAUCCCGCAAAGCGAUUCCGACCUGAUGCUUCUGUCAAGGCUCGUGUCUGGUCCGUUGACCCUAUCCGCAACAGGGUUGUCUUGACGCUCAAGAAGACCUUUAUCGAAUCCGACGCCACCAUUCCCCAGUCCUUUGAAGACUUCAAGGUCGGCCUUGUAACCCUCGGUUCUGUUCUCAAGAUUGUCGACAAGGGUAUCGUGGUCGAGCUCUUUGGCGGCCUCAAGGCCUUCAUGCCUCACUCCGAGUGUAGCCAAACCUUUGUCAAAAACCUGAAUGAGGCUUUCCACGUCGGCAAGCCCCUCUCCAUCCGUGUGAUCGAAGCCGACCCUGAGACUGCCCGACUCGUCGUUUCCGCCAAGCAAGCUUCCGCUUCAGCCCCCGCCACCGCUGCCGAGAAGCUUGAAGUUGGUGAGGCUGUCACCGGCGUCGUCUCUCAGGUGCACGCUGAGCAGGUCGUUGUCAAGCUUGACGGAAGCGGUUUGACCGCUUUGCUGUCUUUGAGCAACUUGUCCAACCAGAAGCGAAUGGGCAUCGAAGAAUUGAGAGAGAGCUUGAAGGCUGGCGACAAGAUUGAGGACCUCGUCAUCGUUUCCAAGAACCCGGUGUCUGGUUUGAUCAUUGUCAACAUCAAGAAGACUCCCUCUGCAAAGAAGACCAAGACGAAGGAAGAGAAGGCCGCGUCCGGUAUCUCUGCCAACGUCAAGGCUAUCGACUCUAUCGAGUUGGGACAAAUCCUCGAGGGCACCGUGUCUGACCACACUCCUAACGGCUGGAUGGUCAAGAUCUCUAACUCUAUUCGAGGUCGUGUCCACCCUUGUGACGCUGCGGAUGACCUUUCUCUUGUGACUGCUCAAAAGCCCCUCUCUGUGGGCGAGCACGUCAAGUGCUACGUCCUCAAGGUUGAUGCCUCUAAGCGUGCUAUCGACCUUUCCACCAGACCCUCUAGGGUUGAAGGCCAGGAAGAUGUCGUUGACAAGGAGAUCAACACCGUCGGCGACUUGAAGGAGGGUAGCACUGUGAGGGGUCUGGUGAAGAACAUUGCCGGAUCCGGUGUCUUUGUGUCUUUGGGCAGGAACGUGACUGCCCGAAUCAUGAUCAAGGAGCUCUUUGACGAAGUAAGUCUGCUACAGACUUGCGCCAUCGGACUUUGCUAACAUUUCCAAGUAUGUCAAGGACUGGCAAUCCCGAUUUGAGGUCGGCCAGCUCGUCUCUGGAAAGAUCGUUUCCAUCAACUCCAACACCAAUUCUAUCGAAUUGUCUCUCCGAAAGAACCCCACGCGUGCCGCCAAGAAGACUGCCCUCCUCUCCCUCUCAGACUUUACCGUAGGCCAAAAGGUUGUCGCCAGUGUCAAGAAGGUCGAGGCCUACGGCAUGUUCCUCAAGAUCGAUGGAUCCAAUGUCUCUGGUCUUUGCCACAAGAGCGAGAUCACCGACAACAAAAAGGCCGAUGUCGCGCAAGCUUUGAAGGGAUUCAGAGAGGGCGACCAGGUCAAGGCAAAGAUCACCAGCAUCGACUCUGAGAAGAACAAGAUCAGCUUUGGUAUCAAGGCCAGCUACUUUGGCGAAGACUUUGAGGGUGGUGAAGAUGACGAGGAAGAGGAGGAAGCCGAUGGCGAUGUGGAGAUGGAGAGUGGAGAUGAGCUGCAACUCGACCAAGAGGAGAGUGAGGCCGGUAAGGACGACGAAGAUGAGGAAGAAGACAAUGAGGCCGAGGCACAAGAUGAUGCCGAGGACGAUGAUGACGACGAAGAAGACGACGACGACGAAGAGCUGCAACCCGAGGCGUCCACUUCUGCCCCCAAGACUGCUCUCAACGUGGCGUCUUUCGACUGGACCGGUGAUGCCCCCGAGGCUGGCCCCUCAGACUCCGAGUCGGAUUCCGAUGGCGAGACCUCUGCUCCUACAAAGGGCAAGGGUAAGAAUGUUGACCUCACUGCCACCGCCCCCUCUGAUCGCCCAUCAUCUACCGCCGAGUAUGAGCGUGCUCUUCUCGCCUCUCCCAACUCCUCCUUCCUCUGGAUCCAGUACAUGUCUUUCUACCUUCAACUUCAUGAAAUAGAAAAGGCCAGGAAGAUUGGUCGACAGGCGUUGGAGAAGAUCUCUUACAGAGAAGAAGAGGAAAAGUUGAACGUCUGGAUGGCCUUGAUCAAUCUGGAGAUUGGUUUCGGAACCAUGAGCAGCGCCGAGAAGCUGUUUGAGGAAGCCAGCCAGUACAACGACAAGAGGACUGUUUUCAUGAGAUACGCGGAUGCGCUCCAAACUGCUGGCAAAGAAGAUGCUGUAGAAGAAGUGUUCAAGAAGAUUGUGAAGAAGUUUUCAGUUUAUCCUGAAUCUUGGACACGAUUUGCCGAAUUUUAUCUUCUUAAGGGUGAUGCCGACAGUGCCCGAGCCCUUCUGCCGAGAAGUUUGAAGUCUCUUGACAAGUCGAAACAUGUCGAAACUAUCGAAAAGAUGGCUCUUCUCGAGUUCAAGCACGGUGACGCCGAGCGUGCCAAGACCCUUUUCGAGGGCCUUGUUGACCGGCUGCCUAAGCGACUUGACCUUUGGGGCGUCUACAUUGACCAGCUCGGCAAGGGUGGAGAUAUCCAGGGUGUGCGAGGGUUGGUUGACCGAGCGCUGAACCAGAAAUUGACGAGCAAGAAGGCCAAGUGAGUCUGUUAUCGGGUUGAAUAUGACCAGUAGCUGAUAAUACCUAUCAGAUUCUUGUUCAAGAAGUGGUUGAGUCUCGAGUCUAGAAUAGGCGAUGCUCCUGGACAGGAGAAGGCCAAGCUGAGAGCGAAGGAAUGGGUCGAGGCCAAUUCAAAGCCCGUUACUGGUGGGGAUGAGGAGAUUGGAAGCGACGAGGAGGAAGAAUAGGCCUUCAAAGGUAUAUAUAGACUAAUCAUUGGGCUCAUUGUUGCAUCGCCAUCAUCAUGUAUAGAGAUACGAAC
Cryptococcus amylolentus CBS 6039 is the source of this 4615-nucleotide messenger RNA. RefSeq lists its product as hypothetical. The transcript is spliced from 5 exons. The record is from RefSeq and is a predicted model, not a curated record. Gene Ontology annotation, cellular component: nucleolus; small-subunit processome. NCBI's taxonomy places the organism in Eukaryota, Fungi, Basidiomycota, Tremellomycetes, Tremellales, Cryptococcaceae. Gene Ontology annotation, biological process: rRNA processing. Gene Ontology annotation, molecular function: RNA binding. The coding region runs from base 23 to 2839 and encodes 938 amino acids.